This is a messenger RNA of Uloborus diversus, 1379 nucleotides long. Its product is annotated as syntenin-1-like. Gene Ontology annotation, molecular function: protein binding. The record is from RefSeq and is a predicted model, not a curated record. Bases 26 to 946 code for a protein of 306 amino acids. Gene Ontology annotation, cellular component: plasma membrane; cytoplasm. Lineage: Eukaryota; Metazoa; Arthropoda; Arachnida; Araneae; Uloboridae. The transcript is spliced from 7 exons.
UAUUCUGAAGGUACACAUUGCGAAAAUGUCUCUAUAUCCUUCUCUUGAGGACAUGAAAGUGGAUCAGCUAGCUAGAGCACAGCUGGCUCAGACUCCUGCUGCUCCUCCUCCUUCUUACUCAGCAUCAGCUCCCCCAUAUCCCAUCACUCCAGCUUCCAAACCUGUUUCUGCUGAUAAAUAUGCAAAUCUGUAUCCAGUUUUGGAUGAUUAUAUGGGACUUCAACUGCAUCAGCAUGCACAAUCACAGCCACAAAUUGCAGCACAAUCACAGGCAGUAGCAAAUGUUGCAAACAUAUCUGUUCCUGCUGUGAAGCCAACAAAUAUGGUUGCUCCGCUAUCCAGUUCAACUCCUGGUUUGGCCAGAGCUCAGGUCAGUCAUGGACUGAGAGAAGUCACCCUGUGUAAAGACGGGAAUGGACGUGUUGGAUUGAGGAUGCAAGCUGUCAACAAAGGCGUUUUUAUAAUUUUGGUUCAGAAAAAUACUCCUGCCGCUUUGGCUGGAUUACGCUUUGGGGACCAGAUCCUUAUGAUCAAUGAUGUAGUGGUUGCUGGAUUUUCAAUGGAUGAUGUACACAAGAUGAUUAAGAAAGCCAACCCUGACCGCAUUACCAUGGUUGUGAGAGACAGACCUUUUGAAAGAACUAUUACAGUUCAUAAAGAUAGUGCUGGAUGUAUUGGAUUUGGAUUCAAAAAUGGAAAGAUAAUUAACAUUGUGAAGGAUUCUUCAGCUGCAAGGAAUGGUGUCCUAAUUGACCACAACCUUCUAGAGGUGAAUGGCCAAAAUGUGGUUGGAUUGAAAGAUAAGGAAAUUUCUGCUAUUAUUCGAGAAAGUACAUCUCCUGUAACUGUAACCAUCAUGCCUUCUUUUGUUUAUGAUCAUAUGUUGAAAAAUACUGCAUCCAGUUUCAUCAAGAAGACCAUGGACCACUCCAUCCCUGACAUAUAAAAGACUGUAAAAUACCUUUGUUCUGUGAAAAAUUUUUGUUGCUUUAAUUUCUGAGCUUUUUAUGUUGUGUGUUCUAUGUUUUGAACACUUUGUCACUUGUUGAUCUGUUUUGUUAAUUUUAGAUAUUCCUGUAAUUUGGAUUCUACAUUUGUAUAUCCAAUGCUAUGGGGAAUUGUCUGUUUUAAGAACAGUAUUUUUUUUCUUUGUGAAUUUUUUUUUUCAUGGUACUUAGUUUAUGUAUUUUGAACAUUCCGUCAUGGUUUCAAGUUAUAGUAUGGGGUUAAGCUGCAAUUAUGACAUAUCUGGCUUUAUGUCGUGCCUUUUUUAUCUGUUAACAUAAAGCUUGAAAGGCCAAUUUUUGUGUAUUUUAAUUUUCAUGACUGUGUAUAAUCCUAGUGAUUUUAAUUUUAAAAUAAAGAUUAAUUAAAAUGUA